Ziziphus jujuba (common jujube) is the source of this 2857-nucleotide messenger RNA. RefSeq lists its product as uncharacterized. The record is from RefSeq and is a predicted model, not a curated record. Bases 947 to 1837 code for a protein of 296 amino acids. NCBI's taxonomy places the organism in Eukaryota, Viridiplantae, Streptophyta, Magnoliopsida, Rosales, Rhamnaceae. The transcript is spliced from 4 exons.
GGAAAAUUGCAUGAUUAGGCUAAACUGAUGAGGAGGAGGUAUAAUUGAAAGAAGUGUUUUGUCUCUUUUCCAAUUGUAAACAUCUAUACUCAAGGCAUUGAAGAUCUAUAAGGAAUCAUUUUCGUACCAGGAUAAUGGCUAGUGGAGGAAGCAAACGUGAUCCUGCAUGGGAAUAUGGUUUUCCAAUUGAAGGUAAUAAAAGUGGAACAAUAUGCAAAUAUUGUAAUCGCGUGAUGAAGAGUAGUGGAGUAACACGAUUAAAAUACCACCUUAGUGGUAUUGAUCCUUCACACAAUGUACAACCUUGUGGUCAAGUGCCUCCUGAAGUUAAAAAAUUCAUAAUAGAUUUGUUAAAAGGAAAACAACAACGUAAGAUCAAAAAAGCAAAUAGAAUGGAAGAUAUUCGUGCAGACUUACGAGGACAACUGCAUACUGAAACAUAUGAUGUGGAUGAUGAGGAUGAUGAUGACAUAGCAUAUCCACCUGGGAUGGGAUGGAUCCAUAUGAGAAAAAUGAUUAUCAAGAGGCAAUUCGUGCUUCUAAACAAUCAGAGUGGGAAAGAAGUCAUCUCCACAAAGUUCGAUAUCAAGCUGAAGGAGGCGAAUCUAGUAGUCGUGCUAAACCUGCAGUACAACGGACAUGGAGUCUUAAAAAUCCACAAUCAAGAUUUGUUGCACCAAGCUUAUACAAGUCCUCUCAAGCAAAGCAAAAAAAUAUAAAAAAAAAAUUUUCUGGAGGAAAAAUAAAAGAAGGUAUGGGAAGAAUAAUAAGUAAAUUUUUUAUUUAUGAAAAUUUACCAGCAAAUAAAGCAUCAUCCCAUCAUUUCAAGAUUUUGGUAGCAGGAUGCUAACAAGCAGGGCCAGGUAUAGAACCUCCAACCCCUUAUGAGAUCAGCACAAAAUAUUUGGAUAUAGAGUAUGAGGAGAUAAAAGACCAUGUAAACAAAAUGAAAGCGAAAUGGGAAACCUAUGGUUGUACAAUCAUGUGUGAUGGAUGGACGGAUCCCACCAGAAUGUCUAUUAUUAAUUUCAUGGUUUACUCAAAAGGAAGCACAGUUUUUCUAAAAUCUAUUGAUGCUUCAAAUCAAAUAAAGGAUCAUAAAUACAUAUAUGAGCAAUUGAAGAAAAUAAUUCUGGAAGUUGGGAAGAAAAAUGUGGUGCAAAUUGUAACAGAUAAUGGCUCUGCAUUUGUUAAAGCUGGGAAGAAAUUGAUGGGAGAUUACAAUUUGUACUGGAUUCCAUGUGCAGCACAUUGCAUUGAUCUCAUGUUUGAAGAUAUUGGGAAGAAUGAGAAUGUGGCUAUUGUGAUCAAGCAGGCUAGAGCAAUCACAACUUACAUCUACAAUCAUAAUUGGUUGCUAGCAAAGAUGCGUGAAACUUGCAAAGGUGACAUCAUUCGUCCGGGACUUACACGAUUUGCCACAAACUAUCUUGCGCUUGAUAGCUUGGUUAAAAAGAAAGCCGAACUUAAGCAACUAUUCACAUCUACUGAUUGGACUAGUCAUAAUUAUAGUGCUUCAAAAGAAGGCCAAACAGUGGAAAAUAUAUUACUUAAUCAUAUUUUUUGGGAUCAAGCACAUAAGAUGUGUCAAUUAUUUGAGCCUUUAUAUAAGUUUUUACGUAUUGUUGACACCGAUGUUUAUUCAACAAUGGGAACAGUGUAUGAGUUGAUGCAAAUUGUUAAAGAGGAACUUGACAAAAUGCAUGGUGCAAAGUGGAUAUUAAAGAUUAUCAAUAAUAGGUGGGAUAAAACCUUAAAGCAUCCAUUACAUGCAGCAGCUUACAUACUUCAAGGAUGCAAGGAAAGGAUUUGCAAGACCAACAGCAAUUGCUUCUAGAAAAGAGAUGUCUAUUGGUAAGUUUAAAUAUUGUAGUAUGUGAAUAUCAAUUGAUGUAAUAGUACAAAUAUGUAAUCAUAUAAUAAUUAUUUUGUAACAGUUGAAUGGUGGGUCAUGUAUGGUGAUAGUGCACCUACAGUAAGAAAAUUGGCAUUGAAAGUUUUGUCACAAACAGCAUCAUCCUCUGCCUGUGAAAGAAAUUGGAGCACUUUUGCACUAAUACAUAUAAAACAAAGAAAUAGACUAGCAUAUAGUAGAAUUGAAAAACUAGUUUAUUGUUAUUAUAAUAUGAAACUCAAGUUGAGGGAUAUGGAAGCUGAAGAAGAAAAUCAUCAAGACUUGGAUCCAACAAUAAUAUUUGAAACUAUAAUGGAAGAUGAUGAUGAAGAGGGCAACCAAAUAUACCAAUGGAUUAGAGAUGUUCAUUUAGAUGAUCAUGAGGGGAAUCCUAAUCCAAAGAUUGCUCAACAAGCUAAAAAAGAAGGGAUAAAUGUUCAAAAAGUGAUUACUGAAGAAGUAAAUCCUAGUAAUGGUGAUUUAUUUCAAAGGCUUAUGAGAGAGCCAACUAGAACUACUAGUGCUUCAGCUCCAUCAGGUGGUACAUAUUCACAAUUUGAGAUUCUUAGUAGUCACUCUAGCUACAGUGGUGAUGAAGAUAACUUCAAUAAAUUAUUUGAAUUAGAAGGUAGAAGAGGUAGGGGUCAAAGGGAAUCAACAAGUCAAGAAGUUGGAUUAAGCCCAUUUACUGGUGAACAAUAUUAUACACAUGCAACACAGGAUGAAGAUCAUGGAAGUAGAAAUGCAGGUCAAGGAUUCAAUGCUGUUGGAAAAGACUAUACACGUAAAGAGAAAUCUAUGAUGGAGAUGUCACAAUAAGAAGAAGAUUCAAUUUCUAUGAAUUUUGGAUCUAUGAGGGUUGGAAGUCAUUUUCAUAACCCUUAUUCAAUAAAUAAUUAUGGAAUGUCAUCAAGUAGCAACUUAUGGGUACCAUCUCAAACUCAACCAUUAGAGAGUAGUAGU